CGCAACGACAAUAGCUUCAACAUGGGAGACGUUCUUCUUCGGUUCUUCCGCAGCUCUCUGCCGGACGAGCUUGCCGCCGUCUUGGAGGAUAUUCUCAAGGCUACCGAAUCUGGAGACUUCGCAGCCGUAUUUGAGCUGCCACAAGUGCAGAUUUUACUAGGCCAUCAAGACAACGAAUCCACAAAGGAAACCAAGAGAGAAAAUUUCGGACUAUGGAGCGACUACAUUUUCCACCGCCUUGGGCAAAUAUUAUCCAAAAGGGAUGAAGAACAGGAAACGCCAGUAAGAGAAAAAGCGGCGUAUCAGCAACACUUCUUCUUCGUUGUUGCGGUCGCAGCGCUAUACGCGUUCAUACAAUCGACUGUGACAGGCCCGCCACUUCCUUUCAAGUCCGCGGAAACAAUACUGCCAAAGGACGUGUCAGGCAAUGCCACUACGCUUAGCAAAACUCGGUCGGACCUCAUUGCAUCUGUAAGCGCAGAUGGCAUUGCCGCGUACAGGCUCACAACGAACAUUGAGUUCCUAUGUCUUGCAGAGACGAUCUUGAUUUGUCCGCCUAUACAAAAGAAUAUUGAGCUAUCGACUUGGGCGCGAUUGAGGACCAAUUUCGUGCACCAGAGAUUGCUCAGCGAACCAGCACCAAGUUUGCAGUCUGCUAUCUACGAUGACUUGAAGCUCGUUGAGGGUUUAAUCCUUAACUCAGGGGAGAGCAAAAAGAUGGCGGACCUGCAUACGAGCUUUUUGUUAGAACGAGCAUCUAUCCAUACGUAUCAUGGCUUCGACAAGAAAGCUCGAGCAGAUUUGGACCAGGCGACUACGGAGCGGAACUUUGAGUUUGCGCUGACUGGGUUGAUGGGCAAGAGAACGAAGUUCCAAGAGAAAGAUACAAGUCAGCUACUUGUCCUGGCUCGAAGCGCAGGAUCUGAGACGAAUGGCACAGCGGAUGGCGCUUCGAAACCAACGGCGCUAGACCUGAACGACGACACGCUGCUGGAGUCAAUAUCCUUCACCGAGAACACUACAACCACCGAUAUCAAGGACGAGUCGGCACUACCAGUAUCUCUGAAAUCUAUGGACCCUUCAAAUCAACCAUUACUCGAUCCGCUUGACUCUGUCAUUCUGCUUUCGCUAGCAGAGAGUAUCAAGAAUACGAACCCUGUAGAUGGACUCACACGAGAACAAACGAUCCCAUAUGCCACAAGAGUUUUGGAAGGCGGAAGCUCAAACUGGCAGGUCUACACACAGGCUCUCCUCGUACGAAGUCGUAUCGAAGGCCACCGGUCAAGGACUAUGGAGCGCGGACUGCUUCAGCUACAAGCACUCGUUGAUCAAGUCAUAGCGGAAACAUCAGGGGACGCUACAACAGAUGCAGAAACAGGUGAGAAGGUGACGUCCUUCCUGCCUCAAGCAAAAGAAGGUGAGGCAGCUUCGGUGGAAGAACGCCUCCAGUAUGUGUUUCCCCUCUGCUCGCCCUCACGCUGGGAGUUGGAGGCUGAGCUAGCUGCUCGGUGGGUUCACAUUGGGGGUCUACGGUCCGCGCUUGAGAUAUACGAAAGGCUGGAGAUGUGGGCUGAAGCAGCAUUAUGCUAUGCAGCCACAGAGAAGGAAGACAAAGCACGCAAGAUGAUCCGACGACAGCUUUUCCAUGCAACAAAUGGCGACGAUGAUAACGCCGAUUUCGAUGCGGAGACUUGGGAAGGACCGGCACGGGAUCCACCACCGGCUGAAGCCCCGCGUUUCUACUGCAUCUUGGGUGAUAUCAAUCAAGACCUUUCCAUGUACGAGAAGGCAUGGGAGGUGUCCGGAGAACGGUACGCCCGCGCACAACGCUCCCUAGGCCAGCGCUACAUCACAGAGAGAAACUAUGCAAAGGCUGCGGAAGCGUAUUCAUUGUCACUCAAGAUCAAUGCUCUGUACCACCCUGCUUGGUUCGCGCUCGGCUGCGCACAUCUUGAGCUCCAACAAUUCAAAAAUGCCGUCGAAGCCUUUUCACGUUGUGUGCAGCUCGAUGAUCAUGAUGCAGAAGCAUGGUCGAAUCUUGCUGCUUCAUUACUGCAUCUUCGACCAAAAGCUAAGACAGAGGCAGACGGCGAGGAUGAGCAACCCGUGGCAAGGGUCACUAAUCAUCCAAGGACGGAUGCACUGAAGGCUUUCAAGCGCGCCGCCAACCUCAAGCACGACAACUACCGCAUCUGGAACAACGUGCUCGCCGUUGCGGCAUCCACGGACCCGCCUUCCUGGACUGACGUCGUUACGUCACAGCGCCGUAUUUGCGAAAUCCGCGGUUCUACAGAUGGCGAGAAAUGCGUAGAUGCCGAGAUCCUAGACAUGCUUGUCAAAGGUACCGUCAGGUCAGAGCAAGGAUUCGACAUUUCAAGGCCUGGCCUGCCCCGCAUGGUCAACGAGCUCAUAGAGAAACACGUCAAACCUCUCAUCACUUUCUCACCUAAGCUGUGGAGUAUCUUGGCGACGCUGUUCACGCAUACUUCCCGUCCCGCUUCGGCACUAGAAUGCCACGAGAAGGCUUGGCGCGCUGUUACGUCGCAGCCGAAGUGGGAGUCUGGUACUGAAGCUGACUGGAACGUGGUUGUGGACCAGACGAUUGAUUUGGUAGACGCGUAUGAGACGUUGGGACCAAGGGAGAAGACGGAAGGCUUGGCUGCGGGUACUGGCGAGCUGGUGGCUAAGGAUUGGAAGUUCAAGGCAAGGAGUGCGGUGAGGAGCGUCAUGGGAAAAGGGAAAGAGAACUGGGAGGAUGGCGACGGGUGGGAGAGGUUGAAGACUAGGCUGGAUGAGCUCAAGGGUAAGGACUAGACAUGUAUUGCGGUUCGUACUUGAUUAGCUCGUGGUUGAUGGUGACGAUAUGGAUUUUGUUCGAAUUGCAUCAAGUUCAAGAUCAAACAAAUGUCGAUGAUAGUCAAUGCUUC
Cucurbitaria berberidis CBS 394.84 is the source of this 2927-nucleotide messenger RNA. RefSeq names its product TPR-like protein. The transcript has a single exon. Lineage: Eukaryota; Fungi; Ascomycota; Dothideomycetes; Pleosporales; Cucurbitariaceae. Gene Ontology annotation, molecular function: protein binding. The record is from RefSeq and is a predicted model, not a curated record. Bases 22 to 2814 code for a protein of 930 amino acids.